GAGGAGAGGGGGAGAGCUGGUGAAACACACAGUGGGUGAAACAGAGAGAGAGGGCGUGAGAGGGGAAGCCGUGAAACGCGCACACACACACACAAUGGGUGAGACAAACACACACAGAUAACAAGUGAGCCACACACACAGGCAAGGAUCGAGGCACACACACACACACACACCACGUAUGAGGAGUGAGACGGACAAACAGAGAGGGAGAGAGAGAACCGGUAAAACACACAGAGACUAGGAGAGACACAGACACACACGUCGGUGAAUGAGAGAGGGUGGGGGUAAACACAGAGACAAGGACACACACAUACAGCGGCGCAACGGAGAGAGAGCCGGUAAACACACAGAGACAAGGAGUGAGACACGACAGUGGUGAAGCAGAGAGAGCGCCCUGGUCCACACACAGGGGGGGGGGGGCGAGAGUUGGGGAGGGGGUGAAGGUGGCAGCAACUUGCGGCCAGUGUAGUUACUGGGGCAGGACCGCCUGACAGCCAGCGACACACAAUGCGCCUGGGAUUCACCACUUGGCUCUUCGGACUCCUCACUCUGCUGGCGAUCCUUCUCAUCCUGGCCGAUAUCUCCGAGGUGGAGAUGGAAUUCGGCAGGUUUUCAGAGGGAAGGAGACCCAUGAAGACAGCCAAGGAGAUGCCCCAGGACAAGUGUUGUAGGGGAGAGGCGAUCACAGACAUCUCAUCCAGCACAGGGCCAGUGACUGGGAAUCUGGAGAUCAUCGAACCACAGGUACCAAAGUGGAAGCUUAACGCCACACUGACGGCACGGAUAAGGAAAGAUAUUCUGAGGUUUCUGGAUGCAGAGAAGGACAUCUCCGUGCUGAAAGGCAAACUGAAGCCGGGAGAUAUCAUUCAUUAUAUUUUUGACAGGGACAGGACUCUGAAUAUAUCCUCUAGCCUGUACGAGCUAUUACCAAGGACAUCGCCAAUGAAGAACAAGCACUUCAAACAGUGCGCCAUUGUGGGAAACUCUGGGAUUCUGCUGAACAGUGGAUGUGGGCGAGAGAUUGACUCACAUGAGUUUGUGAUAAGAUGCAACCUUGCCCCAGUGGAAGUGUAUGCUCAGGAUGUUGGCCAGAAGACCGAUUUGGUGACGAUGAAUCCUUCGGUGGUGCAGCGUGCAUUUGAGGAUCUGAAGAACGAGACGUGGAAGGAGAAACUGUUGCACCGGUUGAAGAUGCUGGACAGCGCCAUCCUCUGGAUCCCAGCGUUCAUGGCCAAAGGGGGAGAGGAGCGUGUCGAGUGGGUGAACAACCUCAUCAUUGAGCACAAGAUCCACGUGCAGACCGCCUACCCAUCACUGAGGCUCCUACACGCAGUGCGGGGGUACUGGCUGACUAACAGGGUUCUGAUCAAACGUCCCACCACCGGCCUCUUGAUGUACACUCUCGCCACUCGCUUCUGCGAUGAGAUCCAUCUCUAUGGCUUCUGGCCUUUCUCCAAGGACCAAAAGGGAAAGGCAGUGAAGUAUCACUAUUACGACAGUCUGACGUACGAGUACAACUCACGGGCUACGCCGCACACAAUGCCUCUGGAGUUCAAGACACUGAAAAGCCUGCACCUUCGGGGUGCAUUGAAGCUAAACGUUGGAGAGUGCAACAUGGCAACGCAGGGUUAGAGGUAAAUGAAGGGAGGAGGGAGGCUCUCCACAGCCAAUACUGUGGCGUCAUUGGGAAGCUGGACAGAUCCAGUCAACCUCACAUGUGGGGGGGAUCGAUCACGGUGAGAACAGCCCUCGUGGACAAGGCACCAACACUCUGAGCACACAAACAUCAGAAAGGGAAGUCAGAUUCAGCGACUUUUGUUCUCUGAUGUAUGAGGCGUGACAGCAAAGAGACUGCCCACAGCAGGACUGGACUAUUGGAGAACGGAGCGGAGAUUCCUUCGAUCAGGAAAGACCAGGCUUCAUUCAGAACUAGGCCCCAAACUAGAGGCCCAAGUGUCAGGAACUUUAGCACCGACACACUUGAUUAAAGAUGUCUUUCUUAGUUAAGCUUGUGACAGACUUUGAAGGAAACACAAUAAACAUUGCUGCCAGCUGAAGUGAUUUUAGAAUGAGCAACAAAAGAAAAACACUUACAUUGGAAUACUGCCGGGAGAGAUGGUCUGACUGGUUCAUCUAAACUGAGUAAGAGAAAAUUGGAGAUCGACACAAAAUGCCGGAGUAACGCAGCGGGACAGGCAGCAUCUCUGGAGAGAAGGAAUGGGCGACGUUUUGGGUCGAGACCCUUCACCCUGUGAUUCAGGAGAGAGGGGGACAUAGAGAUAGGGAAGGGUAAGGUGUGAAAGCACAGAUCAAAGGGGACUAUGAUGAAGGAAAAUGGAGAAUGGUUCAUUGUUAGCUGAGGGGAAGGUGACAACGAGGCAUACAAUCAGUAAAAUGCAAUCGGGAGGACAGUGAAACUAGUCAGACAACUGGAAAUGGGGGAGGCACAGACAGAGAGGGAAGCAAGUGUUACUUGAGGCAGAGAAAUUUGGAUUAACUGAGAAAAUAAUUCAAAUGAGCGACUGAAAAAACAGAUGCUUUAAUCGAAUAGUUGGUCUUCAACCUGCCAUGGAAUUUGUAAUGGACUAUCACACAGUCUGUGUUACACAGCAUCUGCAGUUCCUUACUCGUACAGUCAUAGAGUUUUACAGGGUGAAGACUGGCCCUACGCCCACUGUGCCCACAUAGGCCAGCACAUCCCAGCUACACUAGUCCCACCUGUGUGUUUGACCCAUAUCCCUCCAAACC
Molecule: messenger RNA, 2748 nt
Organism: Amblyraja radiata (thorny skate)
Lineage: Eukaryota; Metazoa; Chordata; Chondrichthyes; Rajiformes; Rajidae
Product: alpha-2,8-sialyltransferase 8B
Exons: 6
Coding region: 508-1632 (374 amino acids)
Biological process (GO): oligosaccharide metabolic process; N-glycan processing
Molecular function (GO): alpha-N-acetylneuraminate alpha-2,8-sialyltransferase activity
Source: RefSeq, a predicted model, not a curated record